Molecule: messenger RNA, 678 nt
Organism: Necator americanus (New World hookworm)
Lineage: Eukaryota; Metazoa; Nematoda; Chromadorea; Rhabditida; Ancylostomatidae
Exons: 4
Coding region: 1-678 (225 amino acids)
Source: RefSeq, a predicted model, not a curated record
AUGAACAUGGAAAACGACUUGAAGGAAGAACUGAAUAGAAGAAUGAGAGCAGCAUGGGCAGCAUUCGCAGCCGUCAGGGAAGCUACGGACCAAGAUCUUCGUGCCCAUCUCUUCGACUCGACAGUUCUUCCAGCGCUCUGUUACGAAGCGGAGACGUGGGCAGACACCGCUGCCACGUCUAGGAAGCUAUUUACUACCCACGGAGCCCUUGAGAGAUGCCUUCUGAAGUUUAACCGUCGCACACAACAUCUAGUAGGUCUUCGCAGCUUCGACUUAAGAGUAAUGUCUCGUCUUCGCGACCCAGCGGAAUAUGUAUCGAAAGCAAAAAAUAGAUGGGCCGGUCACCUCGUGAGAAGAAUCGACGAUAGAUGGACUAAAAGAACGCUAGAGUGGAUACCAAGAGAGGGAGACGCCAACGGGACCUCGUCAACGUCACUCACGACACUUGAAAACAUCUUGGAUGACAAUAGCGAGGGAACGAAACGAGUGGAAGAGAUGCUGGAGCCCGCACGUUCAGUGAAGAUGGGCCAUCUAAAUAGAUUGAUUUGCAUUGUCCUCGUCUCCAUGACAUUUUUACUGGCUACGGCUGUUUUCUUCAUCACGAAGCAUAUCGUCACGUCAAGUCACUCAAGAUCCAUCGAAGACAAGAUUGACCAACCAUCGUUAUCUGACCGCUAA